GCGGGAAUAUAAAAAAAUAAUUUCAACAGAAACAGUUAAAAGCUGAAAAGUGAAAUAAUAAAAAAAUUUGAAAAAAAAAUAAAUAUAAAAAAAAAUAAAAGAAUUAAAUAAAAAAAUCAAUUCAAUUGUGUUGAUGAAAGUGCGCACGUCAUUCAGCGACUCGUCUGCGUGCAAGUGGUGUAGUGUGCGUUGCAUAUCCACAGGCGCAUAAAUUUUCAUGCUAGUGUACUUGAGUAUAUAAAGCGCCAUAAUUGUGUCAGUGUCAUACGCAACAAUGGAAGCAACAACGGCCGACCGUUAUUGUGAUAUAUGAGCACGGCAACGAGAAAAUCCCAUUGCCAUCUGCGGCACCACACCAUCCAUUGACAGCAUCAUCCCGUCAUCAUCAUCAUCGUUAAUAUAUGCGUGUAUGUGUGGCGGCGUUGCGCGCUUCUUCUUUAUUACUGUAGGUCGUGCUGCUGCCGCAACUACUUAAGUUGCAGCAAAUAAAUGUGAGCGCUCCGCCGUUAUUUUUGCCGCUCUUUGUUACUUUCCAUUGCUUGCACAUCUUCAAAGUCAUCGCCGACAUCUUGAGCAAUAUUCGCAUCAUUCGCGCACACGAGCGUGUGACAAGAAGGCGCGCAGCAAAAGCUUUGUUGGCAACAUUAGUGUGCUAGUGGUGGAACGUUAGAACGCGCCGCGCUGUGCACAUGCUACAACGCACACCCACAUCGGGACUGCGGCGCGUGUGUAGCCGUGCAAAUUUCGCACGGCGUAGUCAAAGCGCGAGCAUUGUGCUUUUUUUGCGUACAUUUCUCGCGAAAGUAGUGCCUCAUGCCUCAUGGUUCGUUGCCACACUGCUCAUCGUGCUACAUGGCAAGGUCGUUUGCGCAGCAGUAACACACACGCUGUAAUUGAGAUUGUCAGCUGCUGGUGCGCUCCGUGUGGCGCGGUAGACCGCAAGCGUUUAAUCACCAUUUGAUGAACUGGUGCUGGCUCUGAUUUUUAAAAGUACCGUUGAGGAAUUUGUGAAUGGGCUUGGAUAAAUAACUGAAAAGCACCGCGAGACUAGCAAGGAGCUAUACACGAGCGAAUGCUGUAAUGAAUACAUAAAAAAGUACGAACAUCCUUCAAGAAUUUCAAAGGCCAACAAAGAAGGAAAGUUUUUCUUAACAAAUGGGUGCUAUGCACACGCAAGUGGCGGAAAUUAGAGCUAGAAAAACAAGUUAAUUAGCGAGGCUAAGGGCAGCGGAGAUAUGCACCGAGGAGAAUAUGCACACAGAGUUGUUAAUUGAAUAGCAUUGCGUCAAACGAGCAAAAGCGUAAGAAAGUUAAGUGCGAAAAUAAAAAGAAGACUCUGAGACAAAUCAACAGCCGAACUGCAGACCGGCUAUAAAAGCAGAAGCAAAAUUAGUUUGAAUUAAGCGAAACACAGCGUAGACGGACUCCAAGGUGCUUCCGAUUUCGCCUGCCGGUCAUUUGCUAUGUUGUAUGCCGCGCUGCAGCCGAAUCGCUUCAUUAGAGCGUGGUGAGUGCUGCGCGAGGCAAAAGUGCAGACUGCGAACUGCGAGCUGAAACUGCAAAUUGAACGCAAAGUCAGCACCAACUAAAAGCACCACGAUAACUGUAUAUAUAUAUACAUAUACACAUAUGUAUGUAAGCAAAUGCACUUAGAGAUACACGUUCGUGAAUUCGUAUCGCUUCCAAGUUGUGUACAAGUUUCGACGCUGUAAAUUAAAUUGCAACUUCCGAAGGCUGUAAGCCGAAAGCGGAAAGUGAAAAUAAAACGGAAAAACAGAAUAAUGUUCGACGCAGGUAUAGUGAGUGUGCAGGAAUAAAAAUUCGAAAUAAAAGUCGAGCAAAGUGUACGCUGCAAUAAUAACAACAACAACAACAAAACAACGCACAAUGGAUUUGCUAAAAGUGCAACGAGCAACGCCAUUAUCGGUGGCGACGCUACGCCGUAACCAUACUAAAAGUGUCACAACAACAAAAACAACAACAAUAGUGCCAGCAUACGCUACAACUACGGCCGGGAGUACUUGCACAAACGCGGCUCCAAGCAGAUGCAGUUCAAUGCCGUUGACAUGUAAAGCUGCGUUGCGAACGUUAUCUACAACAACAACAACUGUAGCGCCAACAACCCGCAUCGGCAGCAGCAGCGGCGACAACAACUGCGCCAGCAAGGAAAGCGCUGCCACGUCGGAGCAGGCGCUGCCGCGUCUGUUGGCGGCUUCAAGCUGGGGCGGCUGGCGCCACUGCAUCGUUGGCCUUGUGACGUUGCUGGUGUUCACAGCGAAUUUCAACAGCAGCGUCGGCCAAAUCGAUUGGGAUGAUGACGAUGAUCCAGUAUCCUUUGGCCUCGUAGAAGCCGUGCUGGGACGCACCGCAACGCUGCCAUGUGACAUUGAGCCGGAAGCGAAGGAUGACAGAGUUUAUAUGGUAUUGUGGUUUCGUGAGAGCGCGGGCAAACCACUUUACAGUUUCGAUGUCCGGGGGAGAGCGUUCGAAAAGGCGUUGUACUGGUCGGACACCAACUCGUUUGGACCUCGCGCUUACUUCAUAACGAAUCAACAACCUGCAAAAUUGACGGUCGAGAAUGUUCAGUUGGAUGAUGAAGGCGUAUACAGGUGUCGCGUCGAUUUCCAGAACUCCCCCACGCGCAACCAUAGGAUUAAUUUCACGGUUAUUGUUCCUCCACAUCAAAUUAUGGUUUACGAUGCCUCUGGACGUGAUGUCGCCGGUGCUGUGGGCCCGCUGCUCGAGGGCGACAACAUUGUGUUGACAUGUGAAGUGCGCGGCGGUCGACCAGACCCUAAAGUCAACUGGUUCAAUGGCACGCAAAAACUGAAUGUAGGCGAUGGAAUUUCGAUGGGCCGCCAUAUAACUACAAAUCGUUUCGAGGUGCUAAAUAUUCCACGUUCAGCUCUCAACACUACCUACCGAUGCCGUGCUUACAAUACGAAGUUGGUUCCGCCAAUCGAGCGCAGCAUACGUAUCGAGAUGCUACUAAGUCCAACAUCUGUAAAUCUCACAAAUAAGCUGAAAGUUUUCUCUUCCGGCACUCAAUAUAAUUUGACUUGUGUCGUCGCCGGUUCAGUGCCAGACACUGAGAUACGCUGGACGCAGAAUAACAGGCCUUUCAAGCGAGGAACGCUAACAACGACACAAAGCAACGGCAGAGUCUUCUCCACGCUAUCCUUCCAUCCACAACCCGAAGACGACGGCACAUUGCUGAAGUGUGCAGGCUCCAAUCCGCGGUUGCCCAUCUCCGCAAUGGAGGAUUCCAUUUCGCUAAAUGUGAUAUAUCCACCACAAGUGACACUAUCACUGGGCUCAACACUCAAACCGGACGAAAUUAAGGAAGGCGAUGAUGUUUACUUCGAGUGCCACAUAAAAGCUAAUCCGAAGGAGCAUCGUAUCACAUGGUCACAUGAUGGCAUCCCGGUCACCCAGAACGUAUCGUGGGGCAUCAUCAUAUCCACACGUUCACUGGUAUUGCAGCGCGUUGCACGCGUCCACGCCGGCUUCUACGCUUGUGCGGCGGCCAACGACCGCGGCGAGACGCAGAGCUCGCUGGUGAAUUUGCGUAUACGCUAUGCUCCUGUUUGCAGCACGAACACAAUGAUUGUCAUUGGCGCCUCGCUUGAGGAGGCGGUGCCGAUACCAUGCCGCGUUAACUCCGAUCCGCCGGAAAUUGAUUUCGAGUGGACUUUUUCGACAAGCGGUGAGCACUUUGAAGUACCAUCGGGCCAUUAUGCAACGAUACAAGAGGCCACAACAACCGGCGAUGUGCACCGCACAAUAAUCGAAACAAAUGAUACACAUUUCGAAACUUACGUAGAAACUGUAAGCGAAUUAAUAUACACACCGAAGGGCGAACGGGACUAUGGAACAUUGGCAUGCUGGGGUCAAAAUUCAAUUGGCAAACAAACGGAGCCUUGUCUAUUCCAAGUCGUGCCAGCAGCCAAGCCGGGAGCAUUGCGUAACUGUACUCUGCGUCCAUAUGUGGUGACCUCUGCCUCGCUAAAUUCAUCGAACCAGACAACAAUGCAUAGCAAUCAGAUGAUGCCAGCACAAUAUGGACGACAGGAAUCAAAUUUUCCGCAUACGGAGUAUGUACGUGAGCGACAUAAUAACAAUGGCAACAAUAACAACAAUAACAACAGCGCCAGCAACAAUGGUAAUAAAAUUCACAAUGGAAAUGGCAACAGCAAGGCAAUCAGCAGCAGCAGCAAAGGCAAUAAUAAAAUCAACAAUGUUGUUAAUAAGCAGCCGCAGGAGAUGAGGAAAAAAGCUGCAACCUCAUUUGCGGAGCAAAAGCAAAAGAAAUUGCAAUACCAACCGGCACGGCGCCUGCAACCCAGCGAACAGCAGCAAUUACAACACCUGAAGAAACGAACAUCUUUCACACCAUCUCAAACGCUGGCGGCACUCAAACGGCAGCAACAACAGCAACACGAACAGCACAAGAAGACAGGAAGCGGCGCCAAAGCCGACGCCGGGAAUGUCGAGGCAAUUGGCUAUGGCAAAAAGCCGUUAUCAAGUGCAACGCGCAGCUCCGCAGCCGAUGAGAGCACCGGAACACGACACACAGGCGUAGCCGCGGCAGCUGGUGGCUCCAAUGCCGCAGGCAACCUGGCAACAAUGGUGUAUAUCAAUAACAAAACUGAUGGAUUGCCCACGAAGACACGAACGGACAACAAACAUCGGUUGAAACGUGCCGCUGACGAGCAUGCAACAACAGCAACGGCAACGGCAACAUUUACACAAUACAAAAACAACGAGGCUUCUAAGUACAAACUAAAGAAGAAGGCAUACCAGCUGGCGCUGGCGACAAAGGAACUGCGGCAGCAGCAGUCGAGAAAGCGAACAUCAAAGCAGACGCAGAAGAAGAUAAAUGCGAGCAAAAGGCAAAAAUCAAAUUUAUCAUUGCCAAGAGUUGCUGCUGGCGCGGCAGCUGCCAUCAACAACGGCAGCAAUGCACCGACGAACAGCAGCAGUAAACAAACUCCUGCAACAAAAUACUACAAUUGGCGGCGAAAAAACACGCAUAAACGUGAGAUCUCACAAGAGAUGAGCGAAGUAAUCCAUCAUUUAAGGCUAGCAACAGCAGCAACUGCCACUGCAACAGAUACGUCACAGAAAGCGGAAAAGGAAGCAACCAGGGCAAAAGCACAAACCCAGCGACUAGCAAAAAGAGAAAUCGCAACUGCAGCGCCCAGCGAAUUAACGCAACAUCCAACAUACGUGGACGAGACAAGUGGGGAUUUAGCUGCCGUAAUAGCUUCUGGUACAGCUGCUACUACACACAAAGGCUGCAGCAGCACCUUUCACUUGCCAGCCGACAAUUCCAUUAACUCAACGCCAAACCGGCAACAACACACUGACGGCGGCACUGCAGCUAAUGAAUCCGCUGCGAUCGGUGCAAACUCAUUCGAUAAGGUGCGCAUACGCAAAUCUUUGACAGCCAAAAACGUUGGUUCCGUCGUCUCGGACGUUGGCGGGGAGGUGGGCAGUGCGGCUGCCGCCAACGACCGUCACUUUUUGCAACACAAUAAAGCCAGUCAUCACAUUAGCAACUUUUCUAGCAGUGAUAACGGCAAAGCGAGCUCGCAAAGCACCAAAGCCAACAGCCACAACGCGCCGCCCAGCGCGCCCGAAAUAAGCAAUCAUGCCACCGCCUUUCACCAGCAACAACAACAGCAGCAGCAUGAGCAACAACAAAGCAUUGCAAAUGAUAAUCGCAACAUCGAUGUUAUUGGCAUGCAACGCGCAAUUAAUGAUCUCGCCUCCAGCUCGGACGAAAGUGGCCGGGCAUCAGAGAUUUUUGCCAACAAAUUUGCUUAUGACGAUGACAUGGGCGAGAUUGACAUGGCGGUUGACGAAGUGGAUGCUGACGCCGAUAUGGAGGCCGAAUUGGUAGGUGCCGAUGCGGAUGAUGGCAAUGACGUUGAUGAUGCAGAUUUAAAUGGCAUCGUUGAGCUGGAUGAAGAGCUAUCGCCGCCCACAACGAGUGCUCUGCAAAGUGAGAUACAUUUAUCAGCUCACGCGGCGGAUGCGCCGCACUUCGAAUACUCGCGCAUGGAGUACAGUUUCAGCAAUGGCAUUGCUACUCAUAGCCUGGUUGGCAGCAAUGACAAUGGACAUGGCCUUGGCCUGGAUGGGAUUGGGUACGGUGACGGCGGUGGUGGCGGUGGCACCAUCAACCUCGAGAACUACGAUAACAUUAUUUAUUCGACAAUGGAGUUGGAAUGUAUGCCAGGGUACGAUGGAGGUCUGCAGCAGCAAUUCUUUCUCGAAGCGUACGAUUCCAAAACGAAGAAGCUGCGCCUAAACACCUCAAGCACCUAUGCUGAUAUACCGAUAUUUCGUAUCGACUUGAGUGAUUUGGCCUCAAUGGACUACUACCCGGAUCCAAAUCCAGCACUGCAUUUGGUCGUUUAUAGCGCCAAUCAGAAAGGUCGUUCGGAGCCAAUUGUUUUGGAGAAUAUUCCCAUAAAUGAAGCGGAAAAGCGAACAGACGGGCGCAUGGCUUCCAUACUACCCCUUGCUGCUCUGCUCACUGGUACCCUCUUCACUGUCGGCGUCGCUGUGCUUUUCGUCGUGGUGAUCGCUGUACGCAAGAGACGAUGUCAGGGAGGGCGUAACCUCUGCGACGACAAAGACAAGCAUUUAGGUAUGGAUGUGACCGUGACCGCGCCACUUGAGACGGGGGCGGGUCACCAGCGUUUGGUCGUGGCGUACACGCUCAAGCAGGGCAUCGAAAAACAACCGGAUAUUUUGAAUGCACAAAAGAGUGCCACCGGCAGCGAUACAUCCUCGCCGCUCGGCAGCAGACCUGGUGGGUUAUACCUCGGCGGCAGCGGUGCGGCGAGUGGCAAUUGCGGUGUUCCGGGGGGUAAAUCAAACUUCACAACUACAGCCAGUACAAAUGCAGUGACUGAUUAUGACGCCUCCACCAUCGGUUACAGCGAUCCCACAAACUCAAACGAUCUUCUCAAUAGCCCACCCUCACAGUCGAGCACGCUAAAACUGGGCACUGACCUCCGUAAAAACUACCAAAGUUCACAGCAGCCACUGCUGUAUGACGCAUUGCCGCUCAAUCGACAUGAUAUCUCACGAUACGACCCGCUUGGUCUCAACUAUGGCGGCAGUAAUAGUACGCUCAAUUCGGCGGGCAGCGCCGGCACUGCCACCAACAACAUGAAUAAUGCACCAUCAAGUGGCGCCACACCGCAAUCAUUAAUGCAGAAUAAUCUCAGCAAUGGGCACUACGUCAAUCAUCACACACUGCCUCACCCAUCUUCCGCAGCCACACACUCGAGCCUCCUUCAUAUGCAACAACAACAACAACAACAGCAGCAGCAACAUCAAUCAACACUGCCAGCUGAUGAGCAACUAUCCAUCGCUGAUUAUCUCGCAGCGAGUAGCUUAAUCGAUUAUAGUUUAAGUAAAGCGGCAACGGGGUUGCCACCCGGCAUGUCGGCCGGCAGCGGGGUUGGCAGUGGGCACAUGACGCUACCCAAAGGUCUCGGCAUAGGUUCCUUACUGGGCGUCGGCGGCGGCGGCAACAGCAACGGAGCGUUGCUAUCACAAAGCUCGCAUCCAGCGAGCAUUACACCAACAGCAACGAUUACACAGAAAACGAAUGCAAAUCGAAAUCAUAUUAUUACGGACACAUUACCGGGUCCCGAGAGUUGUGUUUAAGUCAUAGAGAAUACAUUAUGAUACAUGUAGUUGUAAGACACCCCUAAAUGCAUACACACACUUUGCGCUCUUGGAAAUUAAGAUAUGUUUACAUGUGGAAAUGAAAUGAAAUGUUUGGAAGAACGCUGUCAAUGGCUUUGCAAAGCAAAAAAGUCUGGAGCAAUAGACAAAUUUGUCGAAAAGCUACACCCACAUCGAAACCCAAAUGCAGCUAUACACCAACACAAGAGAAAGAUGCAUGUUUGAUCCAAAUACUUUGUAAAGUAAGGUCUUAUGGGCUUCUAUAUGUGGGCUUAAAAGUGGCUAUCAGUAAAGGAGAAGGGAAAAAAAAGCUGGAACUUUGUUUGUCUCAGUAUUUCAUUACCAAAUACCCAACUUCACUUUAGUUAGAUUUGGUUUAAGUCUCCCGUAGUACGAAGAUAGGGCACGGCACGAAGGUGUGAGUGUGCCUCGCCAUGCUUUAAACAAUGCAACAAUAAUCCAGAAAACACUGUCAACUACUACAAGAGCCGUUACGAUCCCAAAUCUCUGAUUACAAAUUAUCGACAGUUUUCGAGUGACUUUAGCAUUUCUGAUAUUCUGCUACAAAUAAAACACAAAUUUAAUUUUGUUUCGGGGCAUUGACAUCAGUAUAUAAAUACAAAUGGAAAUAUUUUGGGUAACAAUAGCCCACUUUUAAUUGUAGUCUUGCAUUGUCAUCAAACGGGUGCGUUCGCGUAGCGUGCUUUGGGAGGUGGCCAGACAAAGUAAUCGAUAACAACUAAUAUUACAACAAACUCACUAAUUUACCCAAAAUCAAACAAAUUGGGUAUAUUUGGCAUCCUAAGAAUUGUGCGUGUGGGUCCAGGCAGGGGUAGCAAAACUCGUUGAGGAUCGACUGAAAAUUGUGUGCAAAGCAAUGGGAUAUAAAUUAGCAAAAAUAAAUAGACAUAAUGAGAGAAAACAAGAAAAUUGACAGUUGCUUGUAUUGUAAUUACUUUUAAUUUAGUUUCUAAGAGCUGUGUACAUACAUAUAUAUAUAUAUAUACUAGUAAUUAUAGGUAAUGUAGAGAAUGUAAUGCAAGUGUUUGUGAGCAAACCUUAAAAAUGUAAAUAUUGAUCGUGGUGUUCUGGAGAAUGGAGUACCGCAGUAGUCUCCAUAAAUAUAAUUGCUUGGAUGGAAACCUGGCAAAUGCUUGGAAAUGCUGAAUGAAGCAGAGCAAAUCUAGCAAAUAUACACAUUCUAGUUUUACAGUUUUAAAUAUCCAAAACGACGCUCUUCACAAGUUUAAAAUGAAUGUAAUUUUUCAUUCACCUUUGUUAAAGUUUAAAGUUGCAUGCAACAAGAGUAAUACUUCCAGUUACGUAAUUGAAAAUAUAUCGAAUUGCCGAACUUCCUACAAUCUCCUGCCGUAACAGUGAAACAUAUCAAGCAUACAUAUACACAUAAGCUCAUUUACGACAUUACUGACGUAUGUACAUAUCCAACUUAGACGCCAGGGACUGUCUUAUAUAAAUAUUAGCAGUUCCACUUUUGGUCCACUAGGCAACAAUAAGAACUCACAUAUCCACGCAGCGUGCAUAAACAGAACAAUUCGAUUCGAAAAAUUGAAAACGCUCAAAUAUGCAGCGUGCAAAUUCAGCCAGCGCUCAGCCGAGCCCGAUUGACCCGGAAAUCCAAGAAAAUCAGCAUUUACAUCUGCACGUACACAUACAUAUAUAGUUGAUUAUUUUUCCUCUGCUGUGCGCCAGCAAUGCCAAGUGUUAUCAACACAACCGCAGCAAUCAUACCGUCAUGAGUACACACACACAUGCACAUGCAUAUGCACAAAGUUGCCACCAUCGCCAUCUGCAUAAAGGCACACACACACUGAAAUACAGCACUAACACACCAGCAUAUAUGCGUAUGAAUAUAUGUGUGUAUGUAGAUAUGUGUGUAUGUGUGCUAUAGUUAAGGAUUUACGAAAUUGCUCUGCAAAAUGCGUCAAAUCGUUUGUCUUUCCCCCUCUGCCUCGGCGCGGGUAUGCAAACAGGUAGUGGGUAUGUAUGUAUGAGGUGUGCUGGGUGCAGGCUCCAGUAAAAUUUUAUACCAACAAUAAAAGAACUUUAAAAACACAUUACCAUCAUUCCGAAAGUUAUAUUGGACACGUUCAAUAUUUUAUGUAUUUCUUUCUGUUUUUACAAUACGCGCGCACUUCGGCUAUAAUACAAUUGCAUUUUUAUCUUUGUUGUAAUCGAAAACUCUCUAAUGCGCACAUUGCCAAUACACCCUGCAGGGAUGUUCAGCCGUUUUGAAAUUCUUCAUUCUCUCGGACUAUAGUCUUCUCUAAGCGAGACAUUAAAAAUUCGGAGUCGCUGACUGUCAUCAUCAUUAAAGCUGAGUAGUUUCUUAGCUGGGAUUCCACAUUUGAUCUCUAAAGAAUCAUCCGAGGUCGCAUAAAAGCUGCAACAGUGAAGCCCUUUGACGGAGUAUUAACUUUAUUCAACUAAUACCUUAUUUAACUAUUACCCAAAAUUUUCAGCAACGGAAUCAAAUACAAAAAUAUCAAAAUUUCAAAGAUAAGUCCACAAACCCUAAAAAAUUAUUGCGAAGCUAUUGCGUUGACAUUAAGCAAUCCGUCGUUUGAGCACAGAAAAUAACAACGAAAAGCACCAAAUGUUAAAUUUUCAACAGUUGAGAUUUAGCCUUCGCCUUAUCUGCCGUUUGGUUGCCAUCACCAAGGUACACCUACUACUAAAUAUUAUCAUAAGAUAACUGUUAUUUUAAAUGUGAAAACACACAUUAAUCCCGUGAGGCGAUCGUAUAGAAAAUUUACAUUACUCUUCCUCAACAUUUCCAGGCAAUAAGUUCGCAAUAAAGAACUUCACAAAAGUAAUAUAGCAAUUACAAGAGCUCUGCUACAAUAACAAUAUAAAAGCUCGAUAGGAAGUUGUUGAGUGCAGCGCAAAAGUUUUCCACUCUCCAUAAGCGUGAGCAGAGCGUCUGAGGUGUGAGGGUUGUCAUGAGCAGAAUAUAGAAGUGCCGGAAAAUGACAAUAUGACGACAGUGAAUGGAAAACUUUUUAAUAUUCGUGUGCAAUGAUUUAUGAAUAUAUAUUUACAUGUAUACAUAUGUAUAUAUAAGUAAUAAUCAUAUACUUCCAUAUGUAUAUUGUGAUAUAUAGAUGUUCAAUGCUGUGCAAAUUGCGCCAUGUAAGCUAGUUUGGUGAAAUACUCCAGCAGAAGCUGUUUAAGCAAACCCUCAAAUGGGUUAACCACUCAAAAUGGCGGUUUUUCGAGUUACAGUCCUUCCCUACAAUAUUGGACGGUGUAAUUAACCAGUUUAUUUAAUUUUAAUUCAGACUGAAUAAAAAUACUUUACAUUUUCAAAUAAUCAAAAAAAUUAUGAUGAGAUAAGCACUAGAAGCUGAAGUUUCUUAGUAACAAGAUAACCUGUUAACUUUAAUACCCUUCACAAUUACAAAAUAUUCCAACAAGAACUUUGAUUGGUCGGUUUGUAUGGCAGCUAUAUGCUAUAGUGGUCCGAUAUUGACGGUUCCGAAAAUGAGCAGCUUCUUUGGAAGAAAAGUGUAAAAUUUCCGACCAAAAUCUCAAAAAUCCUUCAGGUUUCGCGUAUAAACUGACAGAAGGACGAUCGCGGCUAGAAUCUGCUCGUCUCUCCUCGUAAUGCUGAUCAUUUAUGUAUAUAUGUAUGUAUUUUAUCCGAUCACCGACGCUUCAUUCUGAGUUUUACAAGCUUUGUAGCGAACUUAAUUUACCUUAUUGAGUGUUCAAUAAUAGCAAAGAGGAAAACCUUAAAACGUCUAAUUUUAGGAGAACUUUCACAUAUCAAGAUAUAUUCGAGCAAUUUGAACCAUAUAUACAAAAGUCCACAUAUGACGACUCGUCGCCGUUUGAAAGUCACUUCCAAUAGAACAAAUUCUUGAAUGGCAUAUGACUAUUUUAUCUAGCAAUAGGACAUUUAUGAAUCAAUACAUCGUAAUAAACACAUUUGUGAAUGUUGUGUGCGAACUCAAGACUUAUGAUCUUCCACUCUUUUUAAACUGAAAGCACUGACUGAACCAACCAAAUAUAUCAUUAAAUUACUAAGAUUAUUUAUCACAUAUCUAUACCAUGUAAUACCAUGUAACUGUUCAUAUCCUAAAUAUAAUAUCAUACAUAUAUUUAUUUUUUUUAUAUUAUUUUCCCGUUAAUUAAUUAACUUAUUUUAUGAAAACAAAGAGUAACCGAUACAUUAUUAUAUUGAAAUUUCAAAACAAACAAAAAAAAAAUCGAUUUCGAGCUGUACAUUUCGAACUUAUUGUAAAUGCUAGACUAUACAUGAUUAACUAUUUAAGUGUUAGCGAGAGUUUAAGGUUAGGUAUAAAUAUGUAAAUGUAUCAUAUGUAAUCGUACUUGCAUGUAAUUAUAAGGGGACACACACCCAUACACAAUAAAAAAAAUAGAAAAUUUACUGACCAAAACAGUUGGCAUAGCAAAUGACAUUGUAUUGUUAGUGUAAAAAGGUUUAGAAGCAGAGUUUUAAAGUGAGACAAUGAUCAAUAGAACAUAAAUACAUACAUAUGUAUGUAUGUAUCCAUUACUAUCCAUAUAUAAUAUAUUCAAGUGAAUAUCUAGCAUAGAAGAUGAAUAAUUAGACAGUUAGACUUAUUAGAAAUAAUUUAUGUAAGUAUGUAAUAGCCGAACUUUGAAAGGAAUGCUACAAGACAAGAACUACAAUUAGGUGAAUUCAUACAAGUACAUAGACAUUUGCAAAAACACAAGAAUAAUUUAAAUGAAAACACAGAGGUUAAGUAACUGUAAAAAAUAGUAAAAGAAUAAGAGUCCUCUGUAAAAAUGCUUAAAUUAUUUGUGAUAAAGAUAAAGGAGUAGAUAAAAUAUAAAUAUUAUUAUAUAUACAUACAUAUAUACAGACGUAUCAUGUAUAAGGCAGUUUAGAGAUAAUGGAGCAUUAAGCAAAUAUAUACAGAACUUAUUGAAUUAUGUAUGGAACUUGCAAAACUCGAGCGCAGACCCCAGUAUUCUGCUCUACUACAAUGAAAUGAUAAUGCAAUGAAUAGAAUAAUAAAGAAAUUAAUUCUUAUUUGAAAAUGCCGA
Messenger RNA from Bactrocera tryoni, 12765 nucleotides. RefSeq lists its product as uncharacterized. The transcript is spliced from 18 exons. The coding region runs from base 1888 to 7689 and encodes 1933 amino acids. NCBI's taxonomy places the organism in Eukaryota, Metazoa, Arthropoda, Insecta, Diptera, Tephritidae. The record is from RefSeq and is a predicted model, not a curated record.